GAGUUUUGAUAAAUAAGCUUGGUUUAUUUUCAUUUUUUGUUCUGAUUUUAUGUUGUUUAUAUAUUUCUUGUUUUGAUCUGAUUUUAUUGUGCAUUUGAUUAGUUUUCGGUGGAAACAACAUCCCUCAUUUUAAAUGCCUUUUCUUCAAGGUCCAGGUCCCAUUAGGAGGACUCUUCCUUAUUUAAAAUCUGGAACGCUCAUCUUCAAAGACAGAGUUAAAAUCAUGGAGAUUCAUUGUAAUUGGUAUCCUAGAAGACAUGCCGUUGAACAUUUAGUUAAAUAUGGUAAUGCACAUGAAGGUUUAAAUUCAUUUCAUUUUUGGAAUGUUCCUCAAAUUCAGUAUCAAAAUCCUGAUGUUCAAAUUAUUAGAUUCCUCGACAUGACACCCAAUCCAUUCAUCAGGUGCUGGUUAGACAGUGGUAAAAAUGUAUUGUUUGAUUGUUAUGAAAAAACUAGAUACGAAAUUUUACUUCAACUAGCAAAGACGUUAGGAAAAUCUAAAGAACGAUUGAAAAUGGAAAGUGAUAGAGCUAAAGAUGCUCAAGACUAUGACAACCCAGCUCAUUUUGGAUUCAACAAGAAACAAUUUUGUAUUUGCGAAGUUCCAGGUCAGGUGCCGUGUCCAGGAACUUGCGAGUUGCCUAAAAAGUAUUUAGGAUAUUAUAAUCAAUAUAAACCCGAAGAACUGGAAAAAUGGAAUCAAGAUUUAGAUGCUCCUUAUUUGACGGAAAAACAAAAGCAGACAAAGUUCCAUUGGUUCCCUCCACAUGCUAAACCUGUUAUAGAAAAUCUACCUGAUAUUGAGAAACCUUUCCUCCGUGAGUUCGGAAAAACGCCUGGUAAAGAUAUUGCUCCACCAGAGUCAUAUUAUGAAUGGAAAGCUAGACAAGAAAAGAAAAUGAAAUGAAAGAUUUUUCUCAUCUUAGAUUAGCAUUGUGUGUAUCAAUCUCGUCCUAUUCAUUUUGUUGUAAAGGGUGUUAAGGUUUAUUUCUUGCAAAAACAGGGGAAAGAAAAAAGAUCUUAUCUGAAGAUAGAGAUGAAAUCACAAAGAUAAAAGGUUAAUCAAAAUACCCAAGCAAAUGAAAGUGACCGAUUCAUAUUUAUCGCCAUGUUAUCACCAUUUUCAUCUUUAUUUUCAGAUAAGAUCGCUUUUACCUUUUUCUAUUCUGCAAGAAAUAAACCUUAACACCCUUUAAAAUCUUCAAUUAUAAAAAAUUCAGUUAUCAAAGAUCAAAUGAUAAUUCAUAAAUUAAAAUUACAGAAUUUAAUUAAAUGACGUUAGAAUUU
Molecule: messenger RNA, 1287 nt
Organism: Tetranychus urticae (two-spotted spider mite)
Lineage: Eukaryota; Metazoa; Arthropoda; Arachnida; Trombidiformes; Tetranychidae
Gene: mRpS25
Product: mitochondrial ribosomal protein S25
Cellular component (GO): mitochondrion
Molecular function (GO): structural constituent of ribosome
Source: RefSeq, a predicted model, not a curated record